CAUAGAUAGCCAGACAUGUUUGAAAGUUUUCCGCAUUUCCAAUUUGUAAUUUUCUUGUGGAAAAAAAAAAUACACAAGGUCUAAUUCUUUUAGUGAAGUCUACUCACCGUACACGAUUUCGGUAGAUAAAGGUGCUAGUUAUGGACACUAUUGAGACUAGCGGCAGCGGUGAGAGCGGCCUGUACAUCUACGUGGGGAACAUUCAAAAAUCGGCUACCGAGGACCAGCUGCGACAGUUUUUCCGCGAAUGCAAAGGGAUUGUAUCAGUGUAUUUCCGCCUAGAGCACUCUACUUACUGUCCAACAAAGAUAGCGUUCAUAAAGUUUUCGAAUCGACAAGAGGUAAGCAAGGCGUUCCGGUUGAAUAACACAUUUUUCCAGGGGAAACGUGUCUUCAUUGUCAGCGUUGAUUCGGAGAAAAAUUUUACUCCACGGUAUUCGGUUAUCGUGAAGAACAUGAAUGAGUAUAUAACUGAGGAAGAUAUCUAUGAUCACUUUAAAAACAUCGGUACUAUUGAAUGCGUCCAGAAGCCAGCACAUAACUAUGCAUACAUUUCGUUUGAGCGCAGCGAGAGUGCUCAACGAGCACUGAAAAUAAAGGACCGAAGCUUGAAGGGAGUAGAAAUUGCAAUGGGUUCAAUUAAGAGGACUAUUUGUAUGUUGUUAGAGAAGCCAAAGGGGCUUCCAUUCGCCAGUAUCAAAGAUAAAUGCGAAGCUCUGGGUUUGAGGUACGAACCAGCUGCGGAAGAUGAAAAGAAACUACUUGUUACCAAUAUCCCUCGACAAGUUCUAGAGAAAGAUAUUGUAGAUUACCUUGGAAAAUUUGGCAAGAUUAUGGAUUGGGAAAUGCAAAAGUCGCCGAUUUCUGUGCUAACUAACAUUGGUUAUGUUACUUACAUAAAUCCUACAGUUGCUCGUCAUGUAUACUUGUACGGGCCACACCCCUUUCAGGGAGUUGCUCUCGAUAUUUAUAAUCCACGGAUAACGUACGGAGAAAUCAAGUCUACAACCGCCGUAUUGUUGAAAAGAACAAAUGUCUAUCUAACUAACGACGAAAUAUUCCAAGCAAUGAAUGAGUGUGGACGCGUUACCUACAUCCAUCGAGUUGAUGCGAAAAGAUACUGUACUAUUGUUCGCUUUCAGUUCUACAUUGCUGUACCUCAAGCGCUCAAAGUUAAGCAAAUAGCAAAUGAAAAUGUGUACAUUACAAAAUUUUCCCAGGAAAGUUAUUUGUCAGACAUGGCGGCGAUUCCGGAAGCAUUUCCUAAAGGAAGCAUUCGCGUUUACAAGGAGGCAGCUCUACGAAGCAUGAUUGAAAAAGAAGAUCGAGCGGAGAUGGCACGUUAUCGAACGGUACCCAAUGCGCUCUAUAUGAAUCCGAAUCCAGAGUUCUAUCUAAAUGAAGUGCAAAUCAUGAAUUAUUCGCCAGGAACCAGUUUAAGCAAGUUUCGGGAAUAUUUCAAGAAAUGUGGCAAUGUAAUAAACUUUCGUGAGAUUUCUGAAGGAUUUGUGAGGACAGGUUAUCUAAGUUUCGAAACUAAAUUGGAGGCUAGACGUGCAUGUUCGCUGAAUCAGAACUACAUAAACGGGAAACGAGUACUCAUUCACUUGGCAAACGAGUGUUUGUUCAUUGAUCCGCAGCUGUGUGUUAAGGUAGCUGGAUUGAAUACUUCGAUUACGGAUGAAGAGAUCUACGAUCACUUUAAUGAAAUAGGACUAGUGAAGUUUGUGCUUCGUAAGUCUUCGGAAAGGGCAAUUGUGUGCAUGGAACAAAAGCGGUCGCUUGAACCGGCUCUACGUAUAAAACCGAUGGAACGGUCUAAAAUGGUAGUCAGCCGAGUAAACAUUAUAUCAAGUUCAAAUGGAACCGGAGGACAAUCGCAGUUCUCAUCUGGCUCAAUAGCUCCAUCAACACAGCACUCGAUACAAGGUAUUAGACCAAAUCUUCUUCAAAUCCAGACAGGAUCGAAUAGACCGAAUUCUAGUGGGAGAACCACGGGGUCUAAUGUUGGUCCGAGCGGCGCAAUUCCAGGAGCCAGUGGAACAACGCUCAACCAAUCGCAAGAUUUCCAUGGAUCAGGUCCUGUCAGACCUAUUUUGGGUCCUAAUAGUACCAUGAUGGGACCUAAUGAACCGAUGAUGGGACCUAACGGUUCAAUGAUGGGACCUAGUGGACCAACGCUGGGUCCUGGUGGACCGAUGAUGCGACCCCACGGUCCAAUGAUGGGACCUGAUGGCCCGAUGAUGGGACCUGAUGGAUCGAUGAUGGGAACAAAUGGUCCAAUGAUGGGACCUAAUGGAUCGAUGAUGGGAACUAAUGGUCCAAUGAGGGGACCCAAUGGACCGAUGAUGGGACCCAACGGUCCGAUGAUGGGACCUCGUGGACCGAUGAUGGGACCUGGUGGCCCAAUGGUUGGACCUAGUGGUCCAAUGAUGGGACCUGGUGGUCCGAUGACGGGACCUGGUGGUCCAAUGAUGGGACCUGGUGGUCCAAUGGGAGGACCUGGUGGUCCAAUGAUGGGACCUGGUGGUCCAAUGAUGGGACCUGGUGGUCCAAUGGGAGGACCUGGUGGUCCAAUGAUGGGACCUGGUGGUCCAAUCGGAGGACCUGCUGGUCCAAUGAUGGGACCUAAUGGUCCCAUGGGACCAAAUGGACCGAUGAUGAACAAUACACAAACUGGCCCUGUUGUAACACCUGCUAUGCGACGUCUGAUGCAAAUUGUGGAAGGGGACAUGAUGCGUGUUAGGGCCUUUGCUUCACUGUCGAUGAUUGACCAAUUUAAUCUUAUUCAUGGAAUCGUAAAUCAAUUUAUAAACAAUCAACAAUUCCUCACCAUGACUCCAGAUAAGAAGAUUAGUUCUCUGAUAAGCGGACAAAACAAUUUUGCGUAUGCCAAUUUAUUCACGCUGUUCACAUAUCCGCAGCAGUUGAGAAUAUUAUUUUUAAUUCAUGGAGAUUAUGUCAAUACUGUUACGUCUGAGUCUGCUAACAUGAUGAGAACAGAGCCAAUGCCUGCUUCGAAUCCAAUAUCGUAUCCUCAACACAACAUUCCGGACGAACCAGAAAAUUGCGAAACUUUGGCCCCUUGGCAAAGUAAGUUCGCCAAUACUUUAACGCCCGUUGAUACUAGCACCGAAUCGAACACCAAACAAUCAGCACAAGAUCGUUUUGAAGAGGCUGAGAAACUAAUACUUCAAGCGAGCGAAGAAAUUGAUCGAGGAGAGGAUAUAGAAGAAACGUUGACGGUCAGUUCUGAUUCAGAUAUCGUACCUCCGGCACCAGAUCCUCCAAAGCUUAGCUCAAGAACGUCCCGAUCCAAUUCACCACCUACACCCUUACCGGAACGAUUGAGCAGGGUUUUAAGCAGGUCACCGUCGGCACGCUAUCGUCACUCCCGAUCGAUUUCUCGUUCGCCGAGUCGUUCCGGUUGCCGAUCAAAGAAUGUUCACUCAUUAUCAUCUAAGCGCCAAAGUCUGAGUCCACUUUCAAAUGCUUUACUGCCAAGCUCAUUGUUACGAUACGAUCGAACACUAUCGAAGUCACCUCGACGGUAUAGAGAUGAGCCGGCUCGCCGCGACUCUCGGCGCGAAGCACCCAGGGCAAGAUAUCGGACAAGAUCCCGAUCACCUAAUAUUCCCAGUCGGUCUCGUUAUGUGGCGCCACCGAGCAUAAGAGAUCGCCACCACCGUCGGUCAAGGUCUCCGGAGAGAAUUCGAGUUCAUCGCGCUCAAUCGCGGAGUCCCCUGCGUCGAGUUCGUUCUAGAACGCCUUCGCUGAGCCCUAGUCCUCCGCCACGUAUGAGAAGCGAAACGCCUUUGUGGGACGAUCAUAGUUAUUCCCCAGCCAGAGAUCCGAAACAUCGUCGAGAACGGGACCCUUACGGUGAAGUUAUUGAAGAAACAGGCGUUUCUAGUUGCAUUUUUGUUGGAAAUUUACCAAUGGAUACAUCCGAAGAAUCUAUCGUGGAAAUUUUUGGCAAGUUUGGCCAAAUUGUAAAACUUAGAAUACCGACCUUCAACGUUCAAACGAAGCGAGCUUUCAUCACUUUUGACACAUUUGACCAGGCAGUGAAAGCGUUAGAUAUGCACCUGAGACAGUAUCGUGGCCAUUUGCUACGUGUCGCGUUCAAUAACAAAAAACAAAGGGAGCGUCCCGGCUUUGCUGUCAAUGUAUCCGCUAGUGGAAAAUAUGACGAAAUUGCCAUCUAUGACACAUUCAAAAUGUGUGGCGAAAUUACGAACAUGUGGACCAGGAUCUAUCACCAAAGGUCAUACUGCGUUAUUGAUUUCAAGCACCGUGACGCGGUGAGGGCAGCAGUGAGUACACACAACUUACUCACAGGACACAGGUGCAAAGUGAUUUCCAUUGUGUAAACGAUCAGUCACUCGAGAUGGGCACCCCUGGUGGGAAAGCUACCUGCGGGAAGGUGAGUUAGUUUCUGAUAUGACACAUUUUAAAAAUAUAAUUUUAGUUAGAUAAUAAGAUACAUUUAAGACGAUUCAGAGUAUCCAGUAAAAAAUAAUAACACUAUAUGACACAGAUUAGUAUAAACGAAAAUUAACCAUACCGUAUUUAGGAAAUAUUUAGCAGAGAAUGAAAAUUCAGACGGCGUAGACGAUUUCUGUUUUGUUUUUGACUUUAUACUAGCAGUUAAAGUAUAGAUAUAGUCAGCUUAGCUAAUUAAGUGCAUUUAACUGUCUUCACAGAUUUUGAAAAGAAAAUGUUAAAACUAAUUUAUUUUAAGGUUUUAGUUUAUAACACUAUAUGUGCAAGAUCCACAAAUAAAUAUCUCAGCUAUAAUACUUGAUGGUGAAUAUAGAUGUAAGUAUACUUAUAAUUUUCUGAAAUUAAAUUAAUUCAUUAACUACAAGCUAGUUUAUAACCAUGUAAGUAGCAGGUAGCCAUAAUUCGUUUACUUGUAUUCUUCUAAUCGAAUAAAGAUUCUAUUAGAAUAUACUUAUCACAAAACCGGGAAUAGUUUCUUAGUUUGUUUGGAAGUUGUUGCAUUAUAUAACCAUUACAUUAUAAAGACUUAACAAUAGUUCAUUAUUUGGAAACUCAUACUUUCAACAUUUUUGUUCAAUUGUGUAACACUAUGGUUCAAUAAUUUUCGAGGUCAAGAUAGUAUUACACAUUGAUUAUUGUAGAAGAGCUAGGCACUACAACAAAAUAAAAUUGCGAGUGAAUUUGUGAUCAGAAAAAAAAUCUUUGUUGAAUAUUUCAUUUUUGGAACCCAGGUUGUUAUGGAGGAGUAUCGUCAGAUGAAACUUAUGUUGAGGUAUUCUCUAAUUCGACAAUUGAAAAAGUGAUGACAGAUCGGCAGACCAAACGAGUAUAAAAGUUCGAGUAUACAGGAAAUUGAUCCGUCGUUUCGCUAGUGUUUUCUAUGGCUACCUGGAUGCGAACCAACUUCUGCUACACGAUCGAUGUUAUAAAGGCAUCUUUCUUUCAGCUGUUUAAUUUGUCGUUUACAUAAUUUGGAAACAGAAAAGUGGAAAUACUGGAAACUUUUAGUGCCAUUUCUAAGCUCUUUGUAAAUGUUGUGCUGGAAUCGAAUAAAUCAACUCACUGAAAAAAUAGGUUAAUGAAAACCAUUUCCUGGUUGCCUUUAUCUAAGAAGAGCAUCAAAACUAUUCAAGUUGGUUUUCUUAUGGACCAAUUUUCACUACAACUUGUACGCCAGAUGAUAGCCAACAUUUUUAAAGACAAUAUCUGGAUUAUUCAUUUCUUUAACGAAAUUCGCGGACACCUUACAAGUUGAAACCAGCAACUACUAAAAUUACUUCAUCGUUCGAUAAAACAUUUCUCAUCAACUUCAAACUUGUGUCGACCAUACUGAAACAGGAAAAUACUCGCUAUUGAAGCAACUCACUUCGGCUCAACAAGCACAGGAAAUAGUGCAAAAACACUAUAUGAAACACUAACUAGAACACGACUGGAAAUCCUGAAGCAUCCCAUUAUCAAUGAAAAAUGGAUCCAUUGAGGUUAGCAUACACGGCCUCAACCCGAGCACAAGUAGCCGACAGCUUGCAUACCUAAUGCAUGAGUAUGGUGAAAUCCUUACAAUCAGCGAAUAAUUCUGGAACAAUUUCUAUCCUGAUUUCCCAAAUGAUGUAAGAUUUAUGCGCAUAAAACUUUCAACACCGAUACCUCCGUAUACGACACAACCAUUUGGGUCGCUAAUCUGGAAGCAGAGGUAGCAUCGCUUCAAUAAAGAAACGGCUACAUCGACAGCAAAACAAACUACAAGGGGAGAAUAGAUUGAAAAAAAAAAAAGAGCCUCGAGGAACGCAUUCGUCCGCAGACAACAGAUUUAGGCUAGAAUUAAAUUUAAUGAAAAACCUAUGUAAAGUUUCAAAUUUAUAUAAUAUUCGUUGAAAAUCAGUCUCACUACUGCCAUCUUUGCUACGUGCUAUUUGGCAGUUGUAUUCCGACUGCAUAGCAUCGCUGCACAACUUAAAAAAGUUUGCACAACUUGUUUUAGUUUUUAGUCGCUCCCUUUAUUCAAACUGGCAGUUGUAGGUGUUUACACAUAUUUAAUUAUGAGCUUAAACGUUUGUUUUCUGUGCAAUCGAGACCUUCGAUGCAGACCCACGCAAGAUCGGAAAUAGUGUGAACAUCGGCUGAAGUCCACAAGAAAGCAAAAGAUAGGUGCGAAUCGUACAGUUUGCGGGGGAGGGCUUCGACGCCUGGAUGUUUCGUUACCGUUGGCGGCGCAAGGUGUUCGGGAUAUCAUUUUUAACGAUCUACCAGCGGAUUCAGCAGACCAGGGUGGAAAAAGAAAGAACGACAAGACGAAGGCGUUUCUAGUUACGUUCCAGACGGCGUCGAAGAUCUUCUCAACAAUUUAGUUCGAUUAGGCUUAUAGACUAUUGUCACGGCAAAAAAAAAAACAAGAUGCCGGUCGAAGGGGUGGACCGUAGCUAACAGAUAAGAUAGAUAUAGCAAGGUAGAGAAAUAAAGUGACGGCGCCGGUGAUUGAGUGGUAAGCGUGACUGCCACUCGCACCAGUUAGUCUGGGUUCAAUCCCAGCCAAGCUUGUUGAGAUUUUUUCCUGGGGUGGAAAAAUCUCUGGUUAGCGCCUUCCUUCAGAAGGGAAGUAAUACCGUUAGUACCCAGUCCAUGAGUUUAUGGGUCGAUAUCUUCUAGUCCAGAUAGUGGAGUCACCUCUCUGGCGUCGGUGUUUGACCUCGUAGCAGAGAAAAAGGCGAAGAGAAAUAGAGUUGUAUUGAGUCGAGACGAAAGGACACUUGAUACUUUUUGUUAAUUCAGUGUAUUCUUACCGAUUAGUUUUUUUAAUUUAAUUUUAUAUUUGAAAAUAUUGUUUAGUUUACAUUACAUUUCUAAUUCAAUAUAGCUAUUGGGUGUUCAUUCACAAGUCGUGAGUUUUUAUCCCUAUUGCUUACAUGAUUCGGUUUAUUAUUAUUAAGAUAUAAUAUGCCUACGCAAUGAAAUGAUUUUUUUUCAGUAGGAGGUUUUAAACCUAUUUGCAGGGCCGUAGCGUGCGAUUGUCCAGGUUGUAGGUUAGUCAUGUACUGGACUAAGUAAGUAAAAACCAUAAAAUAAGAGUGGAUAAUGUGCCAUUUCCACGUACACACUAAAUUAUUGUUCAAAGGCGAAAUAAAAACAGAAGCCUAUGUAAACAUCCCAGUAGCGCAAAACCAAUCCCGUUUUUAGCCAGAGACGAAACUGAGUAGAGUUCUGUCCCCAACUGCUGUCAAGGUGUAUGAACUGGCAGCUGUUGGGUUGAGAACCGGGCACAGUUUCAAGGUCAAGUUAAGGUUGGUACUGUAACAACAUUCUACAUAUGCUGAUUGAUUUUUAUGAAGAUCAGAUCUACGGUGUGGAAAAAAAACUGCUUUUUUCGUUUGCGAAUUUUGCGCAUUCCCUGUCCAACCUUAAAACGGCAUAAUAUUCAAAGGCGACAGAAGAUCGCGCUACGGGCCUUUCAGUCCCAUUCAGAUUUAUUCACAGUAAAUGGUGUUGUUCUCAAAUGUAAAAUAGAGAAAAGAAUUAAAGACAAACAUGGUUGAAUUGCAUGAAAUGAAAAUUUUAACUGCCAAAAUAGCGAAAAUUAUUGCAAACUUUAUCGCUCGUUUUCUUAAUUUUAUAGAAACACAAGUGAGACAGAUACGUGGUUAUGGGAAGUUAAGCAGUCCACCUUCUUAAAGCUGUAGUAAUGAUUGUGGAGUAAAUUAUAUCAAUUAUCAUCGAGAAGACAACCUCACGUUGUACUGUGAAAACUAAGGUUUGUUCGAUGCCAGGAAGUGUAUCACAAAGUUUCCGGAACCCAGCCUAGGUCCAACCAAUCCAACAGUAAGUUUAAUCUCUGGAUGAAAUAUCACAUGAGUUUUCUUUGUGCUCCUGGAAGUGUCCCACAUGGGGAUCGUCAGAGUGACACUCUUCCUGAACCAAGAGAGCAUCAUGAUUUGUCUUGGUGAGUGGCGUAGCGGUUUUUUUUAUCUCUGUCAUGAAGUGCUUAGAGCGUCUUUUAAGGAACGCUAAAGCUUCCUCGUGAGCUGUUUGUACAUAGGAAAUGGGAAUAGAUCAUAUGUACUCUCGCCAUAAUACGCACAUUUUUCAGCAUUCUUAAUGCAAGAGUCAUUCUCGCAAUUCUCACUUCGAUUAUAAUUACUACAAUUGCCUAUGUUUAGGGCAAUGCUGUAAUGCAUGACGAGCGGUACAAACAGUCGAACAAGCAGAUGAUCCUUGUCGAAGCCAACGUAAAUUUCCCAGCAGGAUCACGAGAAGACAUUUUCGAACAUUCUUCGAGUGAAUCAGAGGUUGAAGAUUGUCUUCAAUAAUAGGAGUAUUAAAUUUUGUCUGUGUUGUUGGUACUGAGAAAUUUCUUGCAUUGAAUCUCUUGAAUUUUGUGAUGCCGUAUCAAUGUUGUAAAUCAUGAUCAUGACAUGAUUAAAAUUAUUUUCAAUGCAGUGAAGAUCCAUUUUUAUCAGUCCCUUGGUGAAUUUCAGGCUGACAAAACGGGGACAUUGAUAAAAUCGGGAUUUAUUUUUUCUUCCUGUUCAAUAAAGUUUUGUGCCUUUCCCAACUCGCUUUGUGGUAAUUAAACAAUGAGCUAAUGGCGCUGGAAACUGCUUCUUGUGAAAACAGCUAAGUUACUGGAAGGCGAUCAGAACAAAGAACAGCAUGUGCAAUCAAUUUGCUACAAAUGUGACUUUGAUCUGUCAGAACCAAAUCAAUUGUUGAUUCAUUUUAGACGAGUAACACGCAGAUCCAUUUGAAAACAAAACUGAAUAAUAACCAGUAGAGCAGGCAUUAAAAGGUAGUUUACCCUUAGAAUUGUUUUGAGCAGUAUUCCAGGAUCGGUGUUAAAAUCACCCGUUAUAAACAAUUUGCGAUUCCUCCGAUGAAUCCAAUAAUCAUAUCGACGAGCACCAAAAUUAGAGUUACUGCUUAAUGUAUUAUUUGGUUUAAAAAAAAUUCGGUCACAACGGCAAUAUGCACAUUAUGUACCCUGAAGAAGUCGAAAAAUUUGCCGUCGCAUGUUUUUAGUAAACGAGCAUUCCAAUUUAAUACCGGCCUUGGUGCUAAAAAUACUGCCCCGCUUCUGCGGAUGCUGGUAGUACAACGACGGUCGACGCUUUCUCGCUCGUUUUGAUGUCAUGUGCCUUUCCAUUUCGUUCGGUUACUAAUACUAGCAUAACCCCACCAUCCGGUAUUGUACAGUCCUUCGAAGAGAUGCUCUGUUCGCUUCAGACAGCUAAAUACGAAUGAGGUUCGGACCUAUAUUUAAAACUUUUCAUUAUUUUAUUGUUCUGUUGCCACACUAUAUUGGCGGUUGUGACCGAGAUCAGCUGGAAACUUUCACUUUUUCUGAGCCGUUUUCGAAAGAUUUUCAAAGCACUUUCCGUUGUUAAUACAUGUCUUAUACAUAAUAUAUAAUUUAAAACAACAUUGGUACACAUAUUUUCGGCUAAACGGCGAAGAAAUUGAUUAAUUUCAUACAGUACAACAAAAGAUAUGCACGCUCCAAAGUAUCAAGACUUUUCUUCCGAAAUUUUGAAAAUAAGAUAAGAGCAUUCCAUCGCGAACAGCAAGGAAGCAGUAUCGAUGACUAACUAAUGUUUCGCCGCCCAGAACACGGGUCUCAACACUGCAUCCACAAAAAAAAAAACUUGAAAAAUCCACGGCUCAGUUAUGCGAACUGUGUCAAAGAAAAUUUUGAAAAACGCUCUACCCAAUUAUCCAUUUCUGCUGUACUAUAGAAGUCAUUUGCAAUUUUCAUCAACUCAAUCCAUCCAGGUCUAAAGCAUGACCUUAUUAUAGUUCAGAGUAGAAAAACUCUAGUAAGAGAACUGCGGAGAGAAAAACAGCAUUUUUGGCAACGUAUGCCCCGGCAUUGUAUGGCAAGACGUCCAAUGUUAUAAGGAUAGGCAAUGUUCGAUUGGAUUCGUUUUUUGACAGCUAAACGCGAAUCCAAUCGAUUCAAAAUGGAGUCUCCGCGGUUCUCUUUUUAGAGUUUUUCUAGUUCAGAGUAAUUUCUCACUCUGCUAGCGAGAAUGAUGAUGUUUCUGAAUCGAUUGAUGAAGAUUGCAGAGUGUCGGAAUACGCGUAUCUGUUGUAGUGAAAUGCAAGUGUAGUUUGAAGAACACCGAUGUUUUGAUGAGUGCAAUUACAACGAAAAAUUACAAACUACGUCAUUAGAACAAGCCACUAAGUCGAUCGUUUUUUUUUUAGUUUUACUGCAAAGUGUCCGGGCCAAGUGGUAUCGACGUAGUGUCAUGCAAAUCUAAUUUCAAAUGUGCAAAAAUAUAAACCGUUUUUAAAUGACAUAAACUUAAACAAGUAGCAACUUGUCGCUACGAUCGGUUAUCAGACUUAUAGCAAUCGGUAUACGUAUCUUGCGUGUAAUCUCGUAUACAAUGGUUAUUCAAAAGUAUUCGAAAUUUCAUUCAAUGGCGAUUUGUAACGUGUUUUUAUUCAAAUUUUUAAGAAGUUUUUCUAGAAAUUGCCUUUGUGAUAAAAGCUGAAGAUGUGAUACAAAGGCUUUUUCCUCUUUAGCUCUUUAUUAUCACUUUUUUAUUUUUUUUUAUUGUCCGACAGUAUAAUUUCUGAUCGAUUUAAACUCGAGGCGCCACGUUCAUUAGGGAAUCGAAUCGCUGGGAGUGGAACUACCUCAACUACACAGAAAACAGAUUUCAAAUAAAAAAAACACAAGUGCUAUGUCGGCUAUUUGGAAUUCUUUAUGUAAUCAGUUGUCAAUUCAGUCAAUAUUAUUACCGGGCGAGUAUCCUACAUACCAUUCAAUUUAAUUUUACACACCUUAAAAGUUUUGAGAAAACGCCUGUUUUCUGUGUUCACUAGUUUUAAGCCGCUGUAAACGGUCAAUUCUGUCUUGUGUUAUUUUCACUAAAGUGCCUCGUAAAUGCAGCCUACCACCAAGAAAUCUGAUUUUCCCGGGAGAUUCCUUUCGCGUAAGUAUUGAAUUUUUCUGAGAACCAGUUGAAAAAGAAAAUAAAAAUUAAACAAAAAUAAUCUUAAGAAGUAGGUUCGGUAACAUUUAUUGCAAAUUAUACACUUUCACAAGUUUAGGUUCAAUUAAUCCAAGAAAAGUUGCGAAUAAUGAAAACGAUGUAAGUUUAUCGGGGUGAUCAUUUGAAAAAAAAAUGGUAAUAGCCGAUAGAUGGUCUAUUCCUAAAGCCCAUUGCCAACUGUCAUGUUGACAAAGGAUUUUAUGUCUAUGGAUCCUAGUGCUAUGUUUACAGAUUAGAAUUUACCUGAGUUUUAUUUAUUACAUUAAAUGACGCAUUCCGGGAAAAUGGGAAUUGUUUCCAAAGUGUCGUAUUAUUAAUUACCUGUAUCAUAAACCUCACCCAAAAUAUUAGAACGAAAAAUUAAUUCAACAUAUGUUUCUAUUUGUAUUACUCCCUGA
This is a messenger RNA of Topomyia yanbarensis, 11893 nucleotides long. RefSeq lists its product as uncharacterized. The record is from RefSeq and is a predicted model, not a curated record. Gene Ontology annotation, cellular component: cytosol; ribonucleoprotein complex; nucleus. The transcript has 10 exons. Bases 141 to 4373 code for a protein of 1410 amino acids. NCBI's taxonomy places the organism in Eukaryota, Metazoa, Arthropoda, Insecta, Diptera, Culicidae. Gene Ontology annotation, molecular function: poly(U) RNA binding; mRNA 3'-UTR binding; poly(A) binding.